Molecule: messenger RNA, 537 nt
Organism: Aspergillus sclerotioniger CBS 115572
Lineage: Eukaryota; Fungi; Ascomycota; Eurotiomycetes; Eurotiales; Aspergillaceae
Exons: 3
Coding region: 75-386 (103 amino acids)
Source: RefSeq, a predicted model, not a curated record
UAUAUACCUACCUAUAUCUCUCUUCCUCUCUCUCACACCUAGAAUUCAAUUCCUCAAUCUCAGUCAUAGGCAAGAUGCUCUUCCGUCAUCUCCCCCUCCUUCGCGCCAGAAUCCCCUCCUCCACCAUCAUCCACAACAGAAGAACCUUGGCUUCAUCUGCUCCCAGAUGGAACGCCAAUGAGUCCAGCGCCUACAGGGAAGGUAUGGCCCGGUACAAGCUCUUCGUGGGCCCAUUUGCCAAGGUCUUUCUGGGCGCCAUUUUUACCUACCAGAUGCUUUACUGGACCUGGUUGAAACUGGAGAUGAAUGAGUCCAAGUAUGAGAAGAACCAAGAGGUUGCGGCGCUGGAGCAGAAGGCGAAGGAAUUGACCGGCGCGCAAAAAUAGAGGCUGUCCCCCCCUGUGUAUGGUUUACAUUUUCCUGGAUUAUAUAUACCCCCUACGUCCAUGUGGAAAAUUCAGGAAGUCUGUCUUUGGCAUGCGUGUCUUCGUUGAUUGUAUAUUCAAACGCUAUGAAAAUGGUUUGACUGGACGUGUG